CCCUUCUUUCUUUUUAAUAACAAUAAUAAUAAUAAUAAUAAGUGAAUUAAUAUUGUUUUUAUAGAUCUAUAUAAUAAUAUAAACAUUUUUCUCUGUGCGUCUGUCAUCAGAGUUUGGCCUGAUAAUAUAAUAGGUUUGAGUAUGCACCCAAAUGAUUUUGGAAAGGGAAGGUCAAAUCAGAGAAGUUCCCUUCUUGUUUUGAUCUAUUCGCAGGUACCUCACUCAAAAGCCAUUAAAAGAGAAAGAUAGAGAAGGAAAAGUAUGAGAGUUUUGCAGUAGAAGAGAUUUUGGUCUGACAAAGAGCUUCCCUUUCUUUUCCUUUACCCUUAUGUGAAGGGACUGAUAAAGAUCCAAUCUUUGAUAUAUAUAAAUAUAUUAUUGUUGUUGUAUAGUUGAUGAUUCAUACAUGGACAGUAAGCAGAUCGAUCAUGAAGCACGUGCACACUCAGAUUUCCAUCACAACAGGCUUUUACUGACAAGUGAUAAGCUUUUUCUUUGAUGGGUUGAUCUGCAAAAAUCAACACUUGUUGAGAGAAAGAAAGAAAAUAAAUCUUCCCAAGAAAAAUAAACCAAUCCGAUGGCGACAUACUUUCAUGGGAAUCCUGAAAUCCAGGCAGCUGCAGCAGAAGGUCUACAAACCCUCGUACUAAUGAACCCUACUUAUGUCCAAUACUCCGACACACCACCACCCCAACCAUCUAGCAACCUAGUUUUCCUCAACUCCGCCGCCAGCAAUCUCACUCCGCCACCUCAUUUCUCCCACGCGCCACCCAGUACUCAACAAUUCGUGGGUAUACCCUUAGACCCUAACUCCCAUGAUACCUCAACUUUGCAUGGUCUUGUACCCAGAAUUCAUUACAAUCUUUACAAUCCAAUUGACCCUGCAUCGGCUGCGCGUGAAAUCCCACGCGCCCAACAAGGACUCUCUCUGAGUCUUUCUUCUCAGCAACAACCCGGCUAUGGGUCUCAGGCUCAAGCGGUGUCUGGUGAAGAUAUGAGAGUGUCAGGUGGGUCUGUGUCUUCAGGUUCAGGUGUGACAAAUGGGGUGUCAGGUAUUCAAGGAGUGUUGUUGAGCUCUAAGUACUUAAAGGCUGCUCAAGAGUUACUUGAUGAGGUUGUUAAUGUUAAUAACAAUGGGCUUAAGAGUGAAUUAUCCAAGAAAGGUAAUAAUGGGAUUAUUAGUAACAACAGCAACAAGGCUCUUGGAGAAUCAUCAGCUGGUGAAGGGUCAGCUGGUGGUGGUGGAGAUUCCGGCGCCGGAGGGAAGCGUGGAGCAGAGCUCUCUACAGCUGAGAGGCAAGAAAUUCAGAUGAAGAAGGCUAAGCUGAUUAGCAUGCUUGAUGAGGUGGAGCAGAGGUACAGGCAAUAUCACCAUCAGAUGCAGAUAGUGAUAUCUUCAUUUGAGCAAGCGGCAGGAAUUGGUUCUGCAAAAACAUACACUGCCCUUGCACUCCAAACUAUCUCCAAGCAAUUCAGGUGCUUAAAAGAUGCGAUAACAGGUCAAAUUAAAGCUGCAAACAAGAGCCUAGGAGAAGAAGAUUGCCUUGGAGGUAAGCUUGAAGGUUCCAGGCUCAAAUUCGUCGAUCAUCAUCUUCGACAACAGCGAGCACUUCAACAAUUGGGAAUGAUCCAGCACAAUGCUUGGAGACCCCAAAGAGGAUUGCCUGAAAGAUCAGUUUCAGUUCUUCGCGCCUGGCUCUUCGAGCACUUUCUCCACCCUUAUCCCAAAGAUUCUGAUAAGCAUAUGCUUGCCAAACAGACAGGGCUUACUAGGAGCCAGGUGUCUAAUUGGUUUAUAAACGCUCGAGUUCGGCUUUGGAAGCCGAUGGUUGAAGAAAUGUAUUUGGAGGAAAUUAAGGAGCAAGAAAGGAAUGGUUCAGAUGACAAAACAAGCAAGAGUGAACAGAAUGAAAAUGCAGCUCCCAAGUCAGUUCUGCAAGAAAAAGGUUCAGCUGUUGAGAAUCAGACUAAAAGUUUCAAGUCUCUGGACGGCUCUCCAAACCAUAAUGCACCUUCUGCAGUUUCAGUGUCUACAGCUUCGACAUCUCCCAUAGGAGGAAAUGUACGAAACCAGUCUGGAUUCUCUCUCAUAGGGUCAUCAGAAUUAGAAGGAAUCACACAAGGAAGUCCAAAAAGACAUAGAAGCACUGAAAUGAUCCAAUCCCCAACAAGUGUUCCAUCCAUAAACAUGGAUAUCAAGCCAGGCGAGAUGAACAAUGAUCAGAUUUCGAUGAAGUUUGGCAGCGAGAGGCAGAAUAGGGAUGGGUACUCAUUCAUUGGAGGCCAAACCAACUUCAUUGGAGGUUUCGGACAAUACCCAAUUGGAGAUCUUGGAAGGUUUGACACGGAACAGUUCACACCAAGGUUUUCAGGGAACGGUGUUUCUCUCACUCUCGGUCUGCCCCAUUGUGAAAACCUAUCUAUGUCAGGUACCCAUGAAAGUUUUCUCCCCAGUCAGAACAUUCAAUUGGGAAGAAGAGUAGAAAUUAGUGAACCGAAUGAGUUCGGAGGCAUUAACACAUCCACACCUCACUCGUCAACUGCCUACGAGAGUAUCAACAUUCAGAACAGAAAGAGGUUUGCAGCACAAUUGCUACCUGACUUUGUGGCCUGAUAAUCAUAGGAGGCCAUGAAGUAGUAACUACAGGAAGGUUUCAUGGCUUCAGGAUCUCUUUUCACUAUUUCUUGCUGUUCCAACCAUUAGUAGGGACAAAGGACAAUGCAUGGUGUAGUGUAAAGAAAGAAGAAAAUUUACAUAGUAUAGGUCUAUACUUUGGCAUAGAACCAUUGAGUUCUUAGACAGCUUAGGAUUUGAGAGUAUAUGGGUUGAGGUUUGUAUAUUAUUUUUGUAAGUUUUGGAGAUGGAUAGAUGGAUUGAUGUCAUAAAAAUUAGCUAUUGGGGUAUACUAAUAUAUAUAAAUAUUACAUAAAUAUUGAUUGUGAGCAAAUAUGGUGUCAACUGUAUUUUAUCAAAUAAAGACAAUCAGGAACCAUAAUGCUCAGUUGGUAGCAAACUACAAAUAGAAUGGUGUCUCUUUCAAUAA
This is a messenger RNA of Ricinus communis (castor bean), 3044 nucleotides long. RefSeq names its product BEL1-like homeodomain protein 1. The record is from RefSeq and is a predicted model, not a curated record. The transcript has 8 exons. Gene Ontology annotation, molecular function: RNA polymerase II cis-regulatory region sequence-specific DNA binding; DNA-binding transcription factor activity, RNA polymerase II-specific. Gene Ontology annotation, biological process: regulation of transcription by RNA polymerase II. Bases 578 to 2614 code for a protein of 678 amino acids. NCBI's taxonomy places the organism in Eukaryota, Viridiplantae, Streptophyta, Magnoliopsida, Malpighiales, Euphorbiaceae.